AUGGCCACCAGCGCGCCGCAUCCAGCGGUGCGCUGCUCGCAAGCUUGGGCUGCGUGCGCCGAGCCUGGAGCCCCGGAGCAGCAGGACGUGUCAUGGUCGCAGCUGCCAGACGCAGUGUUAGAGGUUAUUGGUGGCUCGUUUCGCGACCCCCGGGAGCUGGAGGGGGCCAGCCUGGUGUGUAAGGGCUGGCGCAACGGCUUUGCGUCGGGCAUGCCGGGGAUCGAGCUGACUGUGCAUCGGGACGCGGAGCAGUGGCGCAACCGCGUCGCGCGGCUGCGGCAGCUGCUGCCCGGCCUGCGGCGCUGCAAGGCACACGUGGGCGCGGGCGUGUCGGCGGCGCUGCCUGGCGCCAUAUCCGCCCUGGCCCAGGAGCUGCAGUCUAUGGAGCAUCUUGAGCUGCACCUGGGGGAGGGCUGCCAGAUCACGCUGGAGACAGGCCUGGAGUUUUCAAACCUCAGGUGCCUGCGCAGCCUGACCCUCCGCGGCGGCACGUUUGCCCCCGCCGACAUGGCUCUGCUGCUGCGCGGCCUGGCUGUUGCCUGCCCCGCCCUGGAGGAGCUGCGGGUGCUGCCGGAGGCGCUGUGUGGCCUGGGGGAUGACGAGAUGCCGCUGCUGGCGGCAAUGAAGGGGCUCAGGGUCAUCGAGUUCCAGGCGUAUCGCCUCACGGGCGCGGGGCUGCUGAAGCUCACAUCCCUGCCACAGCUGGAGUGGCGCGUGGGCGCCCACUGCUGCAUGCGGUACGAUGCGCGCGCUCAUGGCAUCCACCCGCGCGCCGCUGGCCCCUGGGCUGGGCAGUCCCUGUCCGUGCAGGGCAUGGACUGCCUGAGCGGCCUCGAUGCCCCCUGCUUCAAGCUCUGCCCGUCCCUCAAGCACCUGUCCCUCGGCUGCGACUACGUGCCGCCGCCCGACGUGGUGGCGCGGCUGCGGGAGAUUGAGGGCCUCACCAUGGCCUUCAGGUCAACUGACAAGGUGGCAGGCCUGCUGCGCACGCUGUCGAUGCACCUGACUUCGUCGCUGGUCAAGCUGGACAUGGGGGUGGUGCGCAUCAUGCGCGAGGAGGCGCUGGAGGGCAUCACACAGCUCAACAGGCUGACAGACCUGCGGCUGGCUGUCACGGGCAACAGCGAUGAGCCAGUGACGCUGCGGCUGGACCAGCUGGCGCCACUCAGCAACCUGCAGGUGCUGCACGUUUGCAAGGGCACCGCCUACUUCCCUGACCGCCGCCGCAUGGGCGAGGCGUCCGUGCGCAUACCCGUCGACGCCGCGUCGACCGAGGCGCUUGCGGCGGCGUGCGGGCAGCUGCGGUCGCUGCGGCUGUCGCUGGGCGCUGGGGACGUGCUGCCAGAGGGCCUCGCGCGCCUCAGCAUGUUCUCGCAGCUUGACUGCCUGUCGGUGCACGCGGAGUCGUUCAGCGCCCCCGCGCCGGCCGUGCCCCUGUCGCUGGCGCACCUGCCCGCCCGCCUGACCAGCCUGGAGCUGCGGCACGUCGAGCUGUGCGGGGACCCGCAGGUUUGCCAGCAAGUGCCGCCAGGGUCGCGUCAGGGACCGGUGUUUGCUGCAUGA
Messenger RNA from Monoraphidium neglectum, 1563 nucleotides. RefSeq lists its product as hypothetical. NCBI's taxonomy places the organism in Eukaryota, Viridiplantae, Chlorophyta, Chlorophyceae, Sphaeropleales, Selenastraceae. The transcript has 13 exons. Bases 1 to 1563 code for a protein of 520 amino acids. The record is from RefSeq and is a predicted model, not a curated record.